UGCUACCAUAACAUUCGAAUUCAAACCGAAAGUAAAUCAAAUUCAUGUAAUAUAGGAUUGGACGCAUGCAGAUAUUGCCUGUUUGAUACGGAAACAACAUGGAAUUGCAUAUCAGGAUUUGUAUAGUGUUAUUGGGAACAUUGAUGUAUUCUAUUCCACGUUUUCACGAGUGCAGAAAGCUAGAGGGUUAUAAGUUCCCAGUGUAUUCAACAGAGUUUUGCCCGAGAAAUGAAAGAGAGUGGAACAAGAGAUCGUCAGCUCUCAAUUGUAACGAGACGUAUGGCUAUAUGUGUUUACCGAAUGAAAAACUCACAGAGCUGUUAGAGUUCUGUUACACGCAGCGUCUAGAAUGGAUAGAAGAAGGUGUAUGUUUAGUUUUAGUAAAAAAGGUUUCUCUUGUCCAGGCAUACAAAUGCCAUGGUUUUAUUUAUGGAUGUCCUUCGUCUUCAUAUCGCAGAUCAAGUAUCUUUGAACAUCCAACGUGUAUUUAUCUUUGGAACGGAUGUUUUAUUGCCGAACCAACUUGUAAAAGUAAUCAAACGCACCUUCAAGACACUACGGACGUCAUCUUUAAACAACCUGAUGGCAAAACAACACCAAACCCACAGAAAACUACAAAACAGACAGAAGCAAAAAAUCUUCAAACCAACAACUAUAAUUCAGGGAUCAUAAUUGGGCCGAUUUUUGGUGCUAUACUCAUUGGUAUUUUUACCAUCGUGUCGAUCUGCAUAAUUAGAAGAAAAAAAACAUUGCCAUUCAAAAAAAACCAAAUUCGCCAGUGGAAAAAGGAAAACAGUGAUUUCUAUUCAACCCGAGCAUGUAAAGACGUAGAACAAAGAAUAAAAAACCAAAGCGUAGUUAUGGUGAUAGGUCAUCCAGGAACUGGAAAGUCUGCCAUUAUUCAACAUAUUGCACUUCAGUACAAAAAUGAAAGAUGGAUUUUAGAACCAUUACAGUCUAUUAUGGAUUUUGAGAAAACUUUUUCAAGUAAAAACAAAACUCUUUAUAUCAUUAACGAUCCGUUUGGUAAAAAUGCUUUCCAAAAAAAAGAAUGGGAAUGUUGGCGUAGUAAUGAGGAAGCGAUCGAAAGCUGCUUAACCAAAAGCUGCUCGAAAAUGCUAAUGUCGUGUCAAAAAUACAUUUUUUUAGAUAUCAGGAUUCAAUCGCGUUUCAAGGACUGCCCAUAUGUCGUAGAUAUCACUAAAGUCGAAUGUAAAUUAACUAAUGAUGAGAAAAGGCAACUCUUAAGAAAAUACACAACUAACGUGGAAUUUGCCAACGAUUGUGCACGUAAUGUCGAAAUCGAAGCAUAUUUUCCACGGUUAUGCAAAUUGUACAGCAAGAAAGGAGACCUGAAUCUUUUUUUAAAACCCGAGGAAGUUCUGAACAGUGAAUUGAAGUGUUUAAGAGAAGAAAACAGAGAACUGUUCUGUGCUCUUAUUGUAUUAGCUAUUUCUGAUGAUAAUUUUUGCAUGGAACAUUUACAGAAUAUGAGUUCUACACAAAGUAAAUGUAUUUCAGACGAGUGUGGUAUUAAUGGGAUAGCACCGUUUUCUAUCAAGGACAAGCUUGAUUCUAUGGAUGGUUUUCUUGUUAAGAAAAACAAUUCUGAUAACACCGAUUUUCCAAAGGAAAUAUAUAUGUUUUAUAAUAAAAAUGUACAGGAAAUAAUUGAAUCAUGUUUUAAAGACAUUAUCACACGGAUAAAGAAAAAAGUAUGAUUCUGUAAGAUAUAAUUAUUUUGGCAAAAUCUUUAUAAGAAGCCUUUAUGAUUGAGUCAAUUCAAGACUUGCAAUUCAAAACAAAUGCUGUGACGUCUAUUUACUUAUCUUACCUAAUUAAUGAAACAGUUUCAUGAUCAGUAUGGUUAAAAGGUCCAAUUAUUCAUUGUAGAGUAUUAACAAAGAUACAUUUUCUACAAAUUAAACUACGUUACCUCAUGUAUGAUCUUUCUCGUCUGUACUUACAUAUUUUUAAAUGAAUCAACUCAAUUUUUAACAAAAAAGCAGUGAUGGCAUUAAAAUAUUUACUGUCAGUAACAAUACAAAACUUUAAAAGGGCAAUUAGAGACUUUAUAGUUAAAUAACUAGCUUAGAUUGCUUUAAAAUUUGGGGCAAAGGAGAAGUAAAAUACGUUUUCGCAUUUCUGCUCAUAGACUUAAUAUUGAAAAAGGACAAUAUCAAGGCAUUCCUGUACAACAAAUAUAGCUGCAAAGUGUUCAUGCAUUAUCUAACAUAGUUAAAUGUAUAUAUCUUAUUGCAUUGAUGAAUCAUGUCGUGUGAAUCUGGAUAUUCUAUGCUUUUACUUCAUUCAUUAUUUGUAAUAAUCAUGAUAUUACAUGUAUAUACUAGUAUCAGUAGUAUGCCCCUUUGGGGCCCCUGAUUGGUGAAUAAACAUAUAUAAUUUUUUAAGUGUACAGUUUUGGGUAGCUGUCUCUCUACAAAACUUUAUUCAGAAAUAAAAUUUGGUGUUGUAAAUAAUGUCACUAUUAAAUUCAAUAAUUCAUAAUUCGGGGUAACAUUGUAAGAUUUUAAUGAUUAAUAAUGAUUUAGUUUUUAGCUGUUCCGUCAAAUAUUUAAUGAAAUUGUUGGUCAAAUGAAUUGGUAUUGGUAUUUAGAUCCGUUUGUGAAUUAUUUCUUUUGUUAGGAAGGCCGAAAGGCCCGAGUUCAAGCACAAUUGUACUAAUAUUUCAAUUACCGUGGCUAUGUUUUUUAAGUCACGUAAUUACUCGUUCCAAACAAUUAGAUUCAUUAGGAAAAAUUUCACAACUUUUACUUUGCCACAUAGUGAAUUUUUGACCAGCUAUAUGUAAAAUCCUUGAAUUCAAAGACGCAGAGCUGUUGGAGGAAAUACCAAACUCGGUCACUUCAAUCAAGCUAUCCAGAAUUAAACAUCCUAAAAUUGUUCCCUUUUUGGAUUUUAGAGGUGUGCAAAUUUUCGUUUUUAUCGUUUUGUAAUAAAUUAUGAGACCAACUUAGUUUUAUAAAAAAAAAAAUUGUACUUUAUCUUUUUUUGAAUUCUUCUACAUUUAUCGUGAUCUUUUAAUUAAGUCAUUAUCUGAUGAGAGAUGUGCAGAACGACCUCAUUUAAAAUAUAGUAUUAUAUAGUUAUACGUUGUAUAUUAGCAUGUAUAUUAGCAUGUUUAGCUACAUUCUCCAGUCGUAUUUUAUAUCAUUUUGAUUUUAAAUACAAAUCAUAAAAAGAGUGGCUUUUGAAUUUGGCGCCAUGGAACUAGUUCCGCGCUCUUUAUGAAAAGAGUUAAAAAGGUAGUUUUUAUAUGUUAUAACCGUAUAACGGGGAAAAGGUAAAGAUGCUCGUGUUAAAAUUGUAUUAAACACUUCAUUGAUUGCGGUAAAUAUAAUUCAGAAUACAGUAUUAGCCUCUUAACAAACAAAAUUUUAUUAUGAUAGGAAAUUGUUAAAUAUUGAUGCGUUUUCUCUGUUGAGUGAUUAAUAAGUUACUGUGAGAAUGUCAGCUGUAAAGGCAUUUUAGUCAGUUUAUUUAGUUAAUAGUUUUAUUGAUAAUGAUUAUGUACACCAGGCUUUUUAUAAUAAAUUAUAAUAAUGUAAUUUUUAUUAUAAUACAGAGGUAUUUUUAUAUUGAAUGUUUACCCCCUUAAAGUCAAGUACUGUUAUAUGUAAAUUUACUACAUUUAGAACUAUUUUGUACCUGGUAACUUCUAUUGACGAUUUUCAGAAAUAAACAUCAUAAAAUAAUCAAUUAUUAUAUACUUAUUUUCACUUUCUAUGAAUUUUACAGUCACAUUAAUUGACGAACCAGAUUUGGAAAGCUCCCACAUGUACAUAAACAUCAAAAGAUGACGCACUUUGAAAUUUUUUUAAAGUGCUUUGAUAUCGUUAACAUUUAUG
This is a messenger RNA of Magallana angulata, 3869 nucleotides long. RefSeq lists its product as uncharacterized. The record is from RefSeq and is a predicted model, not a curated record. Lineage: Eukaryota; Metazoa; Mollusca; Bivalvia; Ostreida; Ostreidae. Bases 99 to 1721 code for a protein of 540 amino acids. The transcript has 6 exons.